Trematosphaeria pertusa is the source of this 309-nucleotide messenger RNA. RefSeq lists its product as uncharacterized. NCBI's taxonomy places the organism in Eukaryota, Fungi, Ascomycota, Dothideomycetes, Pleosporales, Trematosphaeriaceae. Bases 1 to 309 code for a protein of 102 amino acids. The transcript is spliced from 3 exons. The record is from RefSeq and is a predicted model, not a curated record.
AUGGACAAGCCUCGACUUUCAGACACCAUCCCCAAAGACGAAAACAAAAACUUGCCGACGAUGCGCUUCGCGAUCAACCUGAUAGCUCUAUGUUUCGCGCUCGUGGGCGUGAACACCGAAGCAGUGCAAGACGGAUGUCCCAAGGAGGACUACGCAUGUCUGGAUGUAAUCAACUCCAGCCAGUGCAUCGAGCAACUCGUCAUCGAACACCAGGCGCCCGUCACUAAGGAGGCGAUGGUGAAAUGUGUGGAGUAUGAAGGCACUGCGACCAACAUGCCAGGAGCAUCGAAGUCAAGACCAACGGGCUAA